AUGAAGACCAAACAACUUACAGUCUGCGAUGAGUGCAGAAGACGAAAACUUGGCUGCGACGGAAAGCAGCCAUGCUGCUCUCAGUGUGUCUUCUCUGGCCUCGGUUGUCCAGGGUACAAGAAGCACAUUGUAUUUCGUCAACCCUCAUCACCAGGCUCGGUCGCUUCCGGUCAGCGGAAGAAGCGGGCACGUCAAAGCAGGACACCCAAUCCCGCAAGUCAGAGGCCGAAACCUCCGACUCGGGCCUUGACUUGGCCGCUCAGCGACGUACUCUCAAUGUGCAUACAAAACUUUGUCCCCGCCAACGAGUUAGGUUCGAUGUCCAGCACUUCAAAGCCUUCGCAGUCUCGAAUAUGCGGAGCAUGGGUGGAAGUUCUGCCGGGGAUCGUCGGGACAGAUGGGAGGCAUGACGGACCUUUAUCCUCCGCCAUCAAAGCUCUGGGGAUCUCACUGAUGGCCAGAGGCCCCAAGGGGCGAGCUCCUGUCCACGAAGCCAUUGAAGCGCACUCCUCGGCGCUCAAGGCUGUAGGGUACCUCAUCCCACGCGCCAAUGAUGAUCCGAACAACUAUACCGAGAUAUCUGCAGCCAUUAUGUGCUUGUUCCUGUCAGAGAAAUUCUUUCCCACAUCGGGCUCUGCAGCGACAGUCCACGCAAGGGGCAUCGGUGAGCUAAUUCAACUCCGCCCGCCGCAAUUCUACGCUUCUGGAACACCCCACAAACUCUUCGUUGGGUUCAGACCAAUUCUGAUUCUCCACGCGUUUGACACUCGGAAAUCGACCUUUCUUGGGGCGCCUGAGUGGAAAGAAGAGCCGUUUCGGCGUGUAGUCCAAGAUCCCCUCCAGGCCCUCUUGAGUGAGGCCUGCGCCAUACCCGCUAUUUUCGAAAUGCUUGAUCACUGUAACGACGAUAGUGAAUCUGCCGCCCGCAAAGCCGCCAUCCAGUUUGUGGAAGCUAUCAACCGCCUGGACUUUUGGCACAAAUCAGCAAACAUGGCUAUGGGGGACUUGACACGUUUACAAAGCGUUUCACCAGCCGGUACCGCCAGCCUCGAAUUCCCAAACAUCACCGUGGCUAAUUCGUUGAGUCACUACUGGGCGUUCUGGAUUAUUUGUGCCACCCAGAUACAGCGAUUAGCAGCACACCACCCAAACAUCUCGCAAGAUUGUCUUCUGAUAGGCGGAGAAUACCCCGCAAGCAGAGCGGUGACCCAAAAGGUUCUCCAGCUCGCAACUUAUAUCCUUGAAAGUACAGGCUAUUUGAUGCAGGAGGACAUGAAACUCUAUGGCACAGCAUCUGCGUUCUUUCCUUUGCAUAUCGCGAGGGGUGCGCUGGAAAUAUUUGGAGGCGAUGAUGAGGCCAUCUGUGAACAGUUGGCGAGAAAUGCUGAGAUUAUACGCCAACAAGGAUAUGAGGAUGUCUUAUUACAUAGGCGGACAGUGCUUCUUGGUUAA
Messenger RNA from Colletotrichum abscissum, 1452 nucleotides. RefSeq lists its product as uncharacterized. The transcript has 4 exons. NCBI's taxonomy places the organism in Eukaryota, Fungi, Ascomycota, Sordariomycetes, Glomerellales, Glomerellaceae. The coding region runs from base 1 to 1452 and encodes 483 amino acids. Gene Ontology annotation, biological process: regulation of DNA-templated transcription. Gene Ontology annotation, molecular function: zinc ion binding; DNA-binding transcription factor activity, RNA polymerase II-specific. The record is from RefSeq and is a predicted model, not a curated record.